Molecule: messenger RNA, 3474 nt
Organism: Babesia bigemina
Lineage: Eukaryota; Apicomplexa; Aconoidasida; Piroplasmida; Babesiidae
Exons: 1
Coding region: 1-3474 (1157 amino acids)
Source: RefSeq, a predicted model, not a curated record
AUGAAAGCCGGAUACGUGCCGGCGUGGCUGCCCGCCGGGUUCAAGGCGGAUGAGGACCGUCCACGCUGCCGCCUAUCGCCCUUGGCCCAUGAAUGGUUACGCCGCAUUGAAGACCCCGUAUGCAAAUGCCGUUGCUGCGCCCUUACGGUCGAGGUCGCUGGCGCCAACGCGGAUGGUGCUGUGCCGCGCAGUGAGGGUGCCACGACCGCAAGCCAAUCCACAAAACCUCGUAUGCAUGACUGGGUCGACGUUUGCGGCAUCGGCACGACCGUUUCACCGCGGCACUCUGGGGGUGACGCUAAGCCUGCUGACGCCGUGCCGCCAAUAUCCCCUUCGAUGGUCAAUAGAUACGGCGUAUCAGGGCAGGUUGCGGCGGCGACUGUAGCGGACGGGUCCGGCGCAUCGUGCCCGAGUCCACCCGACGCCGUGGGCUUGUUGCCAGGGGAGGCCGACGCCUCGUACCACUGCGCGUUGCGGUGGUUGGGGCGCACGCUCGCGCAUCUGGAUGCUCUCGAGCGCCUGAGCUUCGGACAGGAGUUCCGGCGAAGGCAACUGCACCUCCUGCUGAGUAUGGAUGCCGACCAGGGCUGCGGCGGCGCCAAGGCUGUUGGUGAUGCUAGUGGCGGAAACGGCGGCCGUGAUCCGCAUGCGGCAGUCGCCACGCUUUUGCGGCAGUGGAUCGCCUUCGACGACAAUUUUCGCCGCGUGUACGCGGACGUUUGUCGUGCUUACAACCGCUUGGUGCGCAUGGAGGUCCAGCUGAACCUUCUGCGGACCAACUCACUGCUGAUGCUCGAGGAGGAUUCGUGUGCCCGCAGCACGCCACGCCAGGGCAUGGUUACUCACAGCGACUUCGCCGUGGAUUCCGAGCGUUACGGGAAGCUGGUGUCCAUCUGGUCGUCCAAGCUGGUCGCGCUGCGUGACCGCAACCUAUCUGAGUUCCGCCAUUACGUCGUGUCGGCGGUCGCGGAUCUGAGCACUCUACCGGUACCACGCGCCUUAGUCUUCGUCGAGGAAUGUGAAGCUGAGCGCAGCCUGGUGAUGUCGUCGGGCGAGGAGCCCGGUGAGCAGCAGCAGCGCACGUCCAAGGACUCCGCGCCCCUCAGGGCAGGCGCCACUUACGUCGGUGAAACGGAUGCUGUGAGCGGCUCCCAAGGUGCGACAAACAGGGGUUCGCCAUCCGGUGACCAGGCCGAACUCUCGCCGUUCGGUUCGUUCCGGACCACCUCAGUCGACGGUGUUCUCGAGUGCACGCUCGACGUGGCCGACGAAGACGCGGAAUGCUACGAGGACGAGUGCCCUGCGGAUUACACCGAGCUGUUCGCCGAAGCGGUCGACGUGGUGACCGACUACUGCCAGAGCCGCGGCAUCAGCGAGGAGAGCUCUUUGGACUACGUGAGCCGGGUAAGUGACCUGAGCAACCGUCUACUACCCCGAGUCGUGAGGGCCUCAGCCAGCACGCCCAUUCACAGCGACGAUUACCUGGACGCGACGGUGCACUGCUUACGUGAUCCGCCCGCCGUCGGUGAGACCCAGGGUGCCUCGGCGUCCAUCGACUCCUCUGCGGGCGCCGCAGUCCGUUUGGUUAAGCGCGACGCCGGCCGUGAUCGCUACCACCAGACGUCCACGGCUCGCGUCACAUCCGACGUUUCGUCUGUGAACUCGGUGCCGUCGCGCAGCGCCCGCAGCUCGUUCGGGGAUGGGUUGCCUGCGUGGGCUUCGAAGAACCGCUAUGUCGCAAUGCUGCUCCGCACCAACCUGACCGUUGUCGACGCUCUGAGGUGCCUUCCAACCGCGCCAGGCGGCCGUCGCAAGCUGGUUUGCUUCAGCAACGGCUCGUUGCGUGAUCUGUUUUUGAACCAGCCUGGCGCGACGGAGAGUGUGGAUCUGGGCUCGCUACUAGCGUCCCAUGCGGACGGCACUUUCAUGGGGGAUCCCGGCCUGAGGGAGGACGUCAAACCCACCGCGCAGCUUCGCAGCGGGCCUGAGGCGGUGCUGCGCGCGUUGCUUACGGAGGACCUGGCCAGUGACGAGAUUGACAAGAUUAUCCAUACCUGGUUCCCUACGCUGUCGUAUUCGCCAUCUAGGUCAGUUCCCGAGUGCGCGGCGGUAUUCAACUGGAGAUCCAUCCGUGACGUGUUGGCGCCUGCGGACGAUGAGGAGCCAGAUAAGCGGGGGGACGCCGACUAUCUGCACAGCGCGGUGUGGCGGCACCGGCUGUCAGCGUUCAACGCCCUGACCGGUCUCCACCUAUCACGCCUCCUCGCCGACCGCGCGUUGGUCGAGCCUCGCGUGAGGUACGACUCCGGUGGGUAUGCCGACAGCUGGGACUUUCUGCCGCUGCGCUCCACGUGCGACUUCCGCAACCACAUCCCGAUAAAAUACACGAUGCGGUCUUCCAGCGGCCAUGGUGGCAGCAGCUACGGUUGGGUGCAGUCGCUGUUUGGCGGCGACGGCGUAGCGGCGGCCGGUCCCGAUAGGGGCCCCCAUCCCAAGGUGAGCCCUCACUCUGGCGCUCCCGCUGAUGUGCUGCCAAUCGCAUGCGCCUCAACCCCGGUCAAUGCGGUGGUAAUACCGAUUCACUGCGGCCCCAUCGAGCUCAGCGAUGCUUACCGCACCAUGGGUGAGAUUUGCGACUGCCUCACCGAUUACGUGUUCCCGCCGCUCUACGAGCAGCACCGUUUCGCCUGCGUUGACGUUAAAUAUGGCGCCAGGGUGCGCAGUGCGAAACGCCACGGCAAAUGUGAUGCUUCGCCCCGCGGCGACGGGGGUGACGUGGACCGCGUUGGUGCGUGUUGCGAGCUGGGUGCAACCGGCUGCGUUGACAUGGGGGGCAAUAACUGUCAGGACGCCAGGUGCCGUGUGUGCCGGGUUGGUUGCCGGCAGGCGGGACCGGCACCUCUCAGCAAGAAGGAGCCCGCGGACAAGAGCAAGGCUAGUCACGGGCCCUGUUGCGGCGGCUCCGCUGAGAUCGACACAACCCGUUUGGGCAACGUGUUCGUCUCCCGCCACAGCAACCUGUGCUUGGGCAGUCAGUGGUCGAGUCACCUGGAUCGCGGGUCGGUAUCGCUGGUGUUCUACAUCGUGUGCUGCGAGGGCGCAGACGCCGCCUCCCAUCCGCUCCUGGACCCUGGAAGCCACGAGAGCAUCCUCCGACAGUCCGAACGCAUGCGCCCGGUGCUGUCAGGGCUGGACCGGAUCCUCAGCCUGUGCGCCCGGUGGAAGGUCGCCACGCUGUCGCUUCCGGCAGCGCUGAGUUGCUGUUUCCGCGCAGACGGCGGCUCGGGUGGCGCCGACUCCGGAGCCAGCGAAGCGUAUAUGCGCUGCUUGGCCACGGCGACCCACCUUACGGCGGGGAUGUGCCGCCGCGCAUACCCGGUGGCGGUCAACUUGGUGUUCCCCGAGGCCCUGCGCGCCUCAGGCGUUGAGAAGGCUGCAUCUACUAUAUUUUCUAGCCGCAUGGGAACGUUUUAG